This is a messenger RNA of Diospyros lotus (date-plum), 715 nucleotides long. Its product is annotated as V-type proton ATPase subunit e1. The transcript has 4 exons. Gene Ontology annotation, cellular component: proton-transporting V-type ATPase, V0 domain. The record is from RefSeq and is a predicted model, not a curated record. Gene Ontology annotation, molecular function: proton-transporting ATPase activity, rotational mechanism. Gene Ontology annotation, biological process: proton transmembrane transport. Bases 208 to 420 code for a protein of 70 amino acids. NCBI's taxonomy places the organism in Eukaryota, Viridiplantae, Streptophyta, Magnoliopsida, Ericales, Ebenaceae.
UGGACGGAGAAGAGUUCAUGAGACAGACUAUUUCGUUAAUCAGCUAAUCGACGAAAGCCAGGCCGAACUUUCACAGCCCCUAGUUCCCGCCGACGGAGAACCGCGGCCGAUUCGAUCGCCGGAGAUUUGCCGUUCUCUUCACCUAACCCGCAUACACAUCCUUUCUAUAGUUUGGUUUGGCUUCUCCAUUGGUGAAAUCGAAUCAGGAUGGGGUUUUUCGUGACUACCCUCAUUUUCGCGGUGAUUGGAGUCAUUGCGUGUCUCUGUACCAGAAUCUGCUGCAAUAGAGGGCCUUCCACGAAUCUGCUCCACCUAACACUGGUUGUUACUGCAACUGUAUGCUGUUGGAUGAUGUGGGCAAUCGUGUAUCUUGCACAGAUGAAACCACUCAUAGUCCCAAUUUUGAGUGAAGGGGAGUGAAGUAUUACGUGCAAAGCAUCCAUUCGUGGAGGAUUCAAUGGAAACAAAGAGCCAUCUUAUUCAUCUCAUAUUUGUAUGUAAUUUCAUUGUCGGUGAAUAACUUCAGACUGGUUUUGCUGUAUUGUUGUUGGUUGGCACCAUGCUGUUAGAACUUCUAGGGGUCUCUCAUUUUCAGUUUCAAGAUCUGCAUGUAUGUGAAGCUUGGGUGAAAAAAUUUGCUGAGGGGCAGUUUGUAUCUUGAAAAGUUAGUAAUAAUAAAUCCACAUCACAUGAGUGAGAAGAAUUACAAUGUUCA